Messenger RNA from Pogonomyrmex barbatus (red harvester ant), 2505 nucleotides. RefSeq names its product nuclear cap-binding protein subunit 1 (gene Cbp80). NCBI's taxonomy places the organism in Eukaryota, Metazoa, Arthropoda, Insecta, Hymenoptera, Formicidae. Gene Ontology annotation, molecular function: mRNA binding; protein binding; RNA cap binding. Gene Ontology annotation, cellular component: nuclear cap binding complex; nucleus. Gene Ontology annotation, biological process: nuclear-transcribed mRNA catabolic process, nonsense-mediated decay; mRNA export from nucleus. The record is from RefSeq and is a predicted model, not a curated record.
AUGAGUCGUAGAAGAGUACAUGAAGAGGAUGAUGGCUAUGAUCGAGUAUAUAAGAAACGUAGGAGGGUAUCAGAAAAUCAAGAGAUUGAAGAUCGCCUUGAAUCUCUCAUUCUUCGCGUCGGAGAAAAAUCAACUUCAUCUCUGGAAAGUAAUUUGGAAGGUUUGGCUUCUGUAUUAGAAGCUGACCUGGGUCUAUUCCGCAGCAAAAUACUUCGAAUUUUAACUGAUUGUGCUAUUAAAAUGCCAGAGAAAUGUACUAUUUAUACUACUCUUGUUGGAUUAUUAAAUGCAAAAAAUUUCAAUUUUGGAGGAGAAUUUGUUGAUUAUAUGGUGAAAAAUUUCAAAGAUUCCUUAAAAGCAUGCAAAUGGGAUGUGGCUAGGUAUUCUCUUAGAUUCCUAGCUGAUUUGGUAAAUUGUCAUGUUUUAUCAUGUGGAUCAUUAAUGCAAUUAUUUGACAAUAUGCUGGAUGCUGCAAAUGAAGAUGGUGUGCCGCAAGUAAGACGUGACUGGUAUGUUUAUGCUGUCUUAUCAACAUUACCAUGGGUCGGGAGAGAAUUAUAUGAGAAAAAGGAACAAGAAUUGGAUCAUUUAAUGGUUACAAUAGAGAUAUUUUUGAAUAAACGAAACAAGAAACACCAACCAGCAUUGAGAGUAUGGUCAAGUGACACGCCACAUCCACAAGAAGAAUAUUUAGAUUGUUUGUGGGCACAAGUUCGAAAAUUAAGACAAGAUAAUUGGGCCGAGAAACAUAUUCCACGACCAUAUCUUGCAUUUGAUUCAAUAUUGUGUGAAGCAUUACAACAUAAUCUACCCCCUUUGAUGCCGCCUCCACAUCAUGAAUCUUAUUCUUAUCCAUUACCCACUGUUGUCUUUCGUAUGUUUGAUUAUACAGAUUGUCCUGCUGAAGGACCAUUAUUACCAGGAAGUCAUGCUAUCGAGAGAUUUUUAAUAGAAGAGCAUUUACGGCAAAUCAUUAAUAAUUAUUAUUUCGAGAGGAAAGAUUGUGCUGCACAACUGUUAAACUUCCCAUUCAAAGCCAAAAUUCCUUUAGACUAUUGUAUUGUUGAAGUAAUAUUCGGCGAAUUGUUUAGACUGCCCACUCCAAAACAUUUAGAGAUUUGUUACGGAUCAAUUUUAAUAGAACUUUGCAAAUUGCAGCCUUCAACUAUGCCACAGGUACUAGCGCAAGCAACAGAAAUCCUAUUUCGUCGUAUAGAUAGUAUGGCAGCUACCGCUUUCGAUCGUUUUGUUUGGUGGUUUGCAUAUCAUUUGAGUAACUUUCAAUUUCGUUGGUCAUGGGAAGAUUGGGAUUCUUGUUUGCAACGCGAUUCAGAACAUCCAAGACCAAAAUUUAUACGGGAGGUUCUGUUGAAGGCAUUGAGAUUAUCAUAUUAUCAAAGAAUUCGAGAUAUGAUGCCAGACUCGUAUGUAGAUUUGAUUCCAGCAGUUCCUGAGCCUGUAUAUAAAUAUUCAUCUGAAGGCGCUAGUUCACUCCCUGGUACAGCUGCAGCUCAUGAAUUGGUAGUUUCUAUAAGACGUAAAUGCACACCAGAAGAAGUAUUAAAUGUAUUAAAUACACUGCCUGGUCCUAGAGAAAACGAAGAGACGAAUAAUUACAAUCCGUUAAAGAUUGACGUCUUUGUACAAACUUUAUUGAAUCUUGGUUCGAAAAGUUUCAGUCACAGUUUUGCGGCUAUAGUAAAAUUUCAUUACGUUUUCAAGGUACUCGCUGAGACUGAAGAAGCACAAAUAUGUAUUUUAAGAAACAUGUACGCGUUAUGGAAGAAUCAUUAUCAAAUGAUGGUGGUAUUAACGGACAAGUUUUUGAAAACUGGUAUAAUUGAAUGUAGUGCUAUCGCCAACUGGAUAUUUUCCAAAGAGAUGGCAUCGGAAUUUACAAAAUUAUACAUUUGGGAAAUACUGCAUUUGACGAUACGUAAAAUGAACAAGCACGUAACAAAAUUAAGCACAGAAUUAACAGAGGCGAGAGAAAAACUGAGGAGAGCAGAAAGUAGAUCAGGCUCUUCUUCAGACGAGGAGGAUAAUAAUAAAGAGAGAAACAGGGAGAGGCCAUCGGAGGAUGUGGUAGAACGAAUGGAGGAAAAGCUGGAAGCUGCGCAAGCAGAUCAGAAAAAUUUAUUUCUCAUUAUAUUUCAGCGUUUUAUAAUGAUCCUAUCGGAGCAUUUAGUACGCUGCGACACAGACGGAAUUGACUAUAACACACAUUGGUAUAAAUGGACUGUAGGAAGAUUGCAACAAGUUUUCUUAUCUCAUCAAGAACAAGUACAAAAAUAUUCGUCGACACUGGAGACCUUGCUUUUUACUCCGGACUUGGAUCCUCAUAUUUUAGACGUAUUCCAUCAAUUUGUUUCUCUACGAGCAUAAAAAAAAAUUAUAUAUAAUGUAUUCAUAUUGAAGUACAUUUGAGUUAGUCAACUAGACUACAUCAAACUACAUUUAAAUUUAUAAAUUAAGUUACAAUAAAAUACAUUUUUGAAAUUUUGA